GCAGCGCGGUCGCGGGUGGGCGGAGCUGGCCGGGAUGAGCGGCGGAGGGACGGAGACCCCUGUGGUUUGUGAGGCCGCCCCGGCCGGCGGCGGCGGCGGCGGCAAGAAGAAGGACUCGCUGGGGACCGGGGGCUCGCCAGCCCACCUCAUUAUCAAGGAUCUUGGAGAAAUUCAUUCAAGGCUGUUAGAUCACAGACCAGUUAUCCAAGGUGAAACCCGUUAUUUUGUGAAAGAAUUUGAAUGCAAGCAGCUACUGACUCGGUCUGUAGACUCCAACAGAGGGAACAGGAGCGAAAAAAGCCACGCCACGAGGCUUGUGGGAUCUUAGUUCCCCGACCAAGGAUCGAACCCCAACCCUCGGCAGUGAAAGCGCCGAAUCCUACCAACUGGACCGCCAGGGAAUUCCCAGGGAAUAAUUUUCACAUGACGUUUUUUCAAGUCCCCUCAGCAACUUGCUUUUCCUCCUCCUGAAUUCUUUGUAGGUUGUCUCUGUGUCUCUCACACUGUCGCAUCCUAAACCCCUUCCUUCAGUGUGUUCUUCCCUCCCAUCGUGACCUUUUCCCCUGAUGAAACCUGGGAUGGUGUCCACCAGAUGCUACCCCAACCUUUUAAAUUUGCUUUUUUGGCUCUACUCUUUAUGAAAACAACCACUUAUGUUCCUAAAAACACGUGGAAUGUGUGUGAAAGUGUGUGAAUGGGAAUAUAUAUUCUUGGCGUUAUUGGUAAUUCACAUAUAUUUCUGUGUCUGUACAGCCUGGGAAAGGCGGCUCUGUGGAAAACAGACAGAACACUCAUCCAAUGACACUAAUAGUAGCAUUUUGUGUUUACACUGAGUAUUACUGGAUAACGGCCACUGUUCUAAAAGCUUUACAUGGAUUCUCUCAUGUACCUUAACCCUCAAAAACUUACCAGGUAGAUGAAGAGAAGGCUUAGGAAGAUUACCUAACUCAUCCAAGCUUCACGGGCCAGUAGAGCCAGGAAUCAAUCCACCCUCGCGCCGACUGCGGUAUCCUCCAGCCACCUCUGUGGUCUCUGUCAGUAUCCAGUAAACGCUCAUAGGUUUCAUUCCUCAAAACCUAACCCAAUUUUGCCCAUUUUGAGUGUUCAUCUAAAUAGUUUUGAGCAAACACUCAAAGUAUGUUUGAAGUCAAUUCCCUAGAUAAAGAUCCAAGGAUUUGGCUAUAUUAGGACACGUGCAAAACUUCUGUGUUUUCUUUUAGACGUUUUGUAUUCUUAACUUGUGCGCUUAGGUCAAAGAACUGUCUUAAACUAAUUUUUGUGAAUUGAGGACUUGUAACCACUAGUUUGUUCUCUAUAUAUCUGUGAGCAUGUUUCUUUUCUGUUAUAUUCACCAGUUUGUUUUGAUAUUUAGAUUCCACAUGUCAGUGAUAUCCUAUAGUAUUUGUCCUUCUCUGUCUGACUUUUCAGUGAGCAUCAUGCCCUCCAAGUCCAUCCAUGUUAUUGCAAGUGGCAGAACUUCAUCCUUUUUAUGGCUGGGUUGCCUGUUCAUUAUUUUUCUGCAUCUUCCACUUGUGGGCAGCAACUGUGUCUUGUCUCUAAAUGAAUGAAUGCCUAAAAGACCCUGAAAUACUUGCAGAAUGACUAGUGCAAUACCACUCAUAGGCACUUUAACUGAAGGUAUAUAUUUGUUUCACUGUCUAAAAUAUUUAGCUUUAUUAAUCUGUCUCAGUGUUGCAGGCUAUAGAAGUAAACUCCAGUCCUUCCCGCCCAGCCCCUGCCCUUCCUCCUCAGUGGGACAGCAUCUUUGGGGUGGGAGUGAGCGGAGAGUGGGAACAGGAGAGGGAUGGUAUCCCAUAGGCCAGACUCCACCACAGCCUGGAGUGAGACACUUCAUGACUUCUCGUUUUAUGUUCCUGGUUCAUUUGCUGUCUUGAUUCUUGGUCUUGGGGCUGUUUCUGCUUUGCUCUGACAGUUCACCUGAGAACCUGGCCCCCAUGGUACCUCUGCGGGGCUCCUGGUGCCCCAGGUCCCCGGGCAGCCCCCCGCUGCGUCCGCAUUGCUCAAAACAGUCUGCAGUGCCCGCUUCCCUUCCUAGAGCGUAGACGUCUGACAUCUGAAUGUUAGGUUUCAUUUUCUGGGGACUCCCGUUUGCAUUCCAUUUUAGCGUGCCCUAAUUUUUCCUUGUCUUCCAUCUGAGAGGAUAUUCUUUCUUUUGUGGGUGAAUUACUUUCUCGUUUAUGUGAGGGGUCUGCAAAGGAUGGCAAUAUCGUAUGUCUUAGAAUUGCUCUAAAUAUGACAUUCUGAAAUACAGACUCUGAUAGUGAGAUUAAAACUGUUUUAGGAUUGUAACUUCUCCCUGGAAAAAGUGAUUUUGUGGUCAAAGCCUCUGCUUGAUGAGAGAUCGUGACCUUCUAGAACCCCAGAGUUGGGUUCUUACUACUUAUACUCAACUUUAGCUGGCUGCUGCCCUUCUUCUAAAGACCGUGAUACCUUCUUUUGUACCUUAAAGCCACCAGCAUUUAUAUGGGUGAACACAACCAUCUGGGAAAGAACUCACUACUUAAACUAAUACUCAGGACUGCACUUCAUGGAAAUUGAAGUUAAUUCCAUUAACAAUAGACAGAU
Messenger RNA from Balaenoptera ricei (Rice's whale), 2586 nucleotides. It is a transcript of the gene BLOC1S5, whose product is annotated as biogenesis of lysosomal organelles complex 1 subunit 5. The transcript has 4 exons. Gene Ontology annotation, cellular component: transport vesicle; BLOC-1 complex. The record is from RefSeq and is a predicted model, not a curated record. Lineage: Eukaryota; Metazoa; Chordata; Mammalia; Artiodactyla; Balaenopteridae. Bases 35 to 328 code for a protein of 97 amino acids.